UUUUCUUAUUCGGACGAAACCAGCUUGGUAAUGGACAUUACCAUAAUCUAAGCAGACUUUACUGUAGACUUCACAAAUCUUUCAUCAUAAUAACCUCAAAGACUUGGAGAGGCUGAUCGGCAGAGGUUGACACCAUUUAGACAUUAGACGAGGCACCACGAUGUCGCAGUUUGACCUGUUACGGAGUGAGAUCAUUGAGAACCUUCAGUGCCCAAUUUGCUAUGAGAGCUUCACUCAACCGAAGGUGGCCGGGGCAUGUCAGCAUACCUUCUGCCAGGAAUGUCUCAGGAGCAAUGUAGAAAGACAGGUUCGAGAAGGCGACAACUUCUCUUGUCCUCUCUGCCAUAAGGGCUGCACCAUGCCGCCAGGGGGGAUUUCGGGUUUACCUGAUAACUUCUUGAUCGCUAACAUCUCAAAUGUACUCUCCCGGACACUGCGGAGACGGUCACUGUCAAGAACCAGCAGUGAAGUGACGGCAGAGCACCAGUGCACGUCGUGUAAAAGCGCGGGAGUUUCCACAGCUACAGCAGCAGAGUUCGUCUGCGAAACCUGUGAGAAUACACGUCUGUGUGUCAAAUGUAAAGCCACACAUGGAACGAAUGAGAUAACCUCUGGACAUAAGAUUGUCCCGAUCUCGGUUAAAAAGAACUUUGGUGUCUGCGAAAAGCAUCCAGGCCAGGGACUGGAGUUAUUUUGCUUGGAGUGUGACAAAGUCUUGUGUGAGUUGUGCAAACCAGGUCACGCGGGGGAGAACAUCGCGGAGUUAGCAGAGGUCAUCAAAGAUUUAAAAACCGAACUAACAGAACAGAUUUCAGAAACAAAAUCCACCAUCUUGAAUGUUGUUGCCGAAGAGCACAAAAUGGUUGACAUUAGGAAUGUUAUUUAUGAGGAAAUGGGUGGUUUGGUGCAGGAAGUCGAAGGUCAUGCAGACUUGUUUAAAACAGCAGUCGAAAGACAAAAACAGAAGCUUAUUUCACGCAUCAAAACAGCUUGUGAUGUCACGGAUGUGUGUGUCGUCAUUUCCGAUUUAGAAGGCAGCAGACAGGAGAUGGAAAAUGCGACGGAACGUGGGGAGGUUCAGAUGAAGACCAAUGUUACUACCCUGGAGGACAUUAAGAAGAUCAGAAACUUGAAAGAUGAGAUGAAGGAGUUACAGUCGAAUCUGAAGAGUAUUGACUACGACCAAUACAAGGAACGACUGGCGAAAAUGUCUUCAUUUGAACCUUGCGCUGCUGAAGUAAACAUUGGUACUCUCCGGCAGCCAGACCUGGUCGUGGCGGAGCGGAAACCCCAAGUCAUGCAGAAGGUCGAAGCAGAAGAAGCUAGGUUCACCACGAAGUCGUUCCGAAAACUUCUCAGUCUACACUUCCCUGUCAAUCUUCAGUGUCAUGACGUCAGGAGUGUGACGUAUCUCCCUUAUGAACGGUUCGCGGUGCUUGCAGCAGUACCUGGCGAGAUUGAGCCUGCAGACAGAAAUCCUCUCCUCUCCCCAUGGGUGGAACAGGUGGACACCAUCUUCAUAUCGCAAGCAGGUCCGGAUGGAGUUUGCCAUGUCUGCCGAAUGAUCAGCAAUGGUGUCCGCCCAGCAGAGGACAUGGCUGUCACCACUAGAGGCGAACUGGUUGUAGUGCGCAGAGAGAAGCCUUACAUCAAGCUCUUCGAUCCAGAGAAUGGGAACAGUCGAUCCAUCAAAAUAAAAGACGACCUAGAUGGUCCGUGGUCCAUUGCUGUCGACAGCAGAGGAAGAUUCCUUGUACUAGAUGGCUGGCCUGAGUGCCAUGUCUUGGUCAUAGCAGAGUCGGGAGAGCUCCUGCAGAUGCUGAAUGUCGAGGGGGAGCAUUGGAGGAUUGCCAGCUACGGCAUGGUGCUGUACUCGUGUGGAGAGUGGGAGAUCUCUGCCUAUAGGGUCCAAGGCGAUACAGUGGAGAAGAGUAUGUCAUUUGAGCACGGCGUGGAGGGCGUGUUUACUGUGACUGACAUCUGCACCCUCAAGGAUCACGUGUAUGUGGCAGGCCGGGCUGGUGAGGGCGAGGUCGGGGUGUUUGAAGUGAUAGAGGCGGAGCGUGACGGAGUCAAGGCCUGGGAGAUGAAGGGUCUUGCUCUUGUCGAUGGAAAGGGCGCAGAGUUGGGCUUGAAGGCGGAUGGCUGGAGGGUAAGCAUUGAUGUUAGAGACAAUAAGCUCUUGUUGGGUUAUAAUGAUCACCUUGGGCAUGUUGCCUUGGUCACGCUUGUGCUUGUAGAGUAAUUAUAGGAACAACCAUGGCGCCUAUCUUUAUGAUCACUUGACUGGUAUUGGGUGGGUCAUCACGAGCACAAACCGAGCAGGUCAGCAGAAGCCGCCUAAGCUUGUUGAACUCAAACUGUGUAAAUAAUGAAAGAUUAGACCUACCUGAGAAAUAAAGAACUGUAAAUGAUA
Messenger RNA from Lineus longissimus, 2416 nucleotides. RefSeq lists its product as uncharacterized. Gene Ontology annotation, molecular function: zinc ion binding. Lineage: Eukaryota; Metazoa; Nemertea; Pilidiophora; Heteronemertea; Lineidae. The coding region runs from base 161 to 2245 and encodes 694 amino acids. The record is from RefSeq and is a predicted model, not a curated record. The transcript has 3 exons.